AUGGCAACUAGUUUGAGAAGCACUUUGUUCUUAGUAACUAUGUUUUGCUGCUUGUUUGAGGAGUACUACUGCUUCGCCCAUAAUUACAACCACUUUAACUCGUCGUCUCAGCGGUCUCGCAUUGCCACCAAUUGGUACUAUGCCGGAGCUACCUGGUACGGCGGCCCUGAUGGGUUCGGAAGUGAUGGAGGGUCUUGUGGGUAUAGAGAUAUAGUUUCACGACCUCCAUUCUCUUCCAUGGUUACUGCAGUUGGCCCUUCUCUUUACCAAUCUGGCAAGGAAUGUGGAGCUUGCUUUCUGGUCAAAUGCACCAGACACAAAUCUUGUUCUGGCAAACCAGUGAGGGUGGUCAUCACAGAUUCUUGCCCGGGAUGUGUGUCUGAUUCUGCUCACUUCGACCUUAGUGGCUCUGCAUUUGGUGCCAUGGCACUUCCUGGUCAAGCCCAGAACCUCCGCAAUGCAGGAGUGUUGCAAAUCAAAUUUGCACGCGUGCCAUGUAAUUAUUUAGGAAAAACCAUCGAAUUUUACGUGGAUCAGGGCUCGAACCCGUACUACUUUGCUGUUGUGGUCCAAUAUGAAGAGGGAGAUGGUGAUCUUGGUUAUGUUGAGUUGAAGGACAGCAGCAACAAAGGGUGGCGUGCCAUGCAACGAUCAUGGGGUGCAGUGUGGAAACUUGAUGCAGGAUCGAAACUACAGCCUCCACUGUCAAUCAGAAUGAUUUCUCGACACUCAGGCCACGCCUUGGUAGCCAAAAAUGUGAUUCCAAAUGGGUGGCAGCCUGGUGCUACAUACAGAUCCUUGGUCAAUUAUCUUUGA
Molecule: messenger RNA, 816 nt
Organism: Fragaria vesca subsp. vesca
Lineage: Eukaryota; Viridiplantae; Streptophyta; Magnoliopsida; Rosales; Rosaceae
Product: putative expansin-B2-like
Exons: 4
Coding region: 1-816 (271 amino acids)
Biological process (GO): sexual reproduction
Cellular component (GO): extracellular region
Source: RefSeq, a predicted model, not a curated record